This is a messenger RNA of Bathycoccus prasinos, 2550 nucleotides long. RefSeq lists its product with no specific name. Gene Ontology annotation, molecular function: ATP hydrolysis activity; 5'-3' DNA helicase activity; RNA binding. The record is from RefSeq and is a predicted model, not a curated record. The transcript has a single exon. Lineage: Eukaryota; Viridiplantae; Chlorophyta; Mamiellophyceae; Mamiellales; Bathycoccaceae. Bases 1 to 2550 code for a protein of 849 amino acids.
AUGUCUCCUUCUCCUUCGAACAGUAAUACUAAUACGAAUAACAAGACAAACGCUGCUGUUCUUCCCCUUCUUCCCCUUCGAGUGUUAUUUCCGAAGAGUGCAAACGCUCGACAGAGAGCGAUAUUGCACGAGUUCGCAUCGAAGAAUGGAUUGCUUCAUUAUUCCAUCGGAGAGGCUGAAAACAAAAGCAGACGAAUAGUUUUGGAAAGACCGGAUGAGAAAGAAGAAACGCGCUCCGGAAACAACACUGUUGAGAUCGACGAAGAUGAAAACGAUGGAACAAGCUUGUCGGAACCGACGGACGAAUAUCUGUGCGACAUUGUUCGCACGCACUUUCAGAUUGAUUUAAAGUCGUUCGACGAAUACGACAUCGUUGAGAAAAACGACGACGAACAAAAGAAGAAUAAUAAAAGCAGACAGACCAACGCGAGUACUAGUGCUGUGAGCAUCACCACGAUAUCGGAAUGGACGACAAAAACCUUACAUCUGUUAGAACUAGAACGCGUUGAAGAAAUCGCGCAGUCUUUAGACGCUUUGAAUACAUCCACAUCGAAGAAAAAAGGACAACACAAGAACGCACUCGACGGUUUGAAAAUCGUGGACGCGCGAGGUGGCUUACUCGGUCAAACCAUAGUUACGCUCGAAGUCUCGAAACGUAAAAUGACCGAAAAAGACUUUGCGCCACCAUUGCCGACGCAUUCAUUUACACCGCACGAUGUCGUCCGGUUACGACCUUCGAAUGUGAAAUUCGAAGAAAUGAGUACGAGUAAUAGCGAGUUACCACAAGGCGUGAUUUAUAGGAUUAGGGAUUCGAGCGUGGAACUCGCGCUGGAUGACGUUCCGGAAUUUCUCGACGUCUCGCCGUUGCGUUUGGAAAAACUCAGCAACGAGCAGACGCAUAAGAAACUCGUUUUGGCUGUUCAAGGCUUACAACAUGCCUUAGCUUCGGGAUAUUCGUUGGGCAAAAACAUUCUCGAGAUUGUCUUUGAAAGCGCGUCGCCUAGGAUUAUACACUGCGACAACGCAAACGCCGUUCGUUUUCAUCCAUUCAACGAAAACUUAGAUUGUUCUCAGAAAAGUGCCAUCCAGUUAUGUUUAGAUUGUGUCGACGUUGGCAUCAUUCACGGUCCUCCGGGCACUGGGAAAACGACCGCGGUCGUCGAAUACGUGUCUCAGGAAGUUGCCAGAGGGAACAGAGUUUUAGUGUGUUCAGCAUCAAACGUCGCUGUAGAUAACGUCGUUGAGCGCUUGUCGGGUGUAUCUAUAUUCAGAACGGCGACGGUUUCUGUUGAUAACAAGAAAAAGAAGGGACGACGCGAGCGAAAGAAGAAAGAUUUGUCGGUUGAAAUCGAAAUUCUUGCCGUGGAUGAUCAAAGCAAAACAAUCGUGCGAUACGGGCAUCCGGCUCGAUUAGCGCCCGCGGUACUAGACGCAUCUCUAGACGCGUAUAUUUUACGAUCCGACGAUUCAGCGCUCGCGAAAGAAUGUUCGGAGGACUCGAAGAAAAUACGCACGCGCAUAUCGAAACUCGAUUAUCGCAAAAAAGAGGACCGCGCGGAGCGCAACGAUCUCAGGAGAGAACUUCGCGAGUUGGCGAAAGAAGAAAAGAAACGUCAAAAAUUGGCGCAAGCCAAAACGUUGGAAAAAGCAUCUGUUAUUUGUGCCACACUCGCAGGGGCGUUAUCGUUUGCUUUAAAGAACGAGGAGUUUGACGUCGUCGUCGUCGACGAGGCGGCGCAAGCUUUAGAGUGCGCGGUGCUCGGAGUGGUCAUGAAGGGUAAAAAAUUGGUUUUAGCGGGCGACCAUUUACAGCUACCGCCGACGGUCCUCUCCGAUGAAGCUGCGCAGAAAGGGUUAUCUACGACGUUAUUUGAGCGAUUGGUGAGGAACAAGAGGUUUGGAGCUAAAAUUACGACAAUGCUGAAUACGCAGUACAGAAUGCACGAAGAUAUCAUGGUGUGGAGUUCAGACGCGAUGUACGAUUCCAAACUCAUCGCGGCUGAAUCCGUAAGGUUUCGAAAGUUUGAGCAAUUCGAUAAAGUUUUAACUCUGGUCGAUACCACAGGCGAGGACGAUAGUUUCAUGGAAAAUGUUGGCGACGACGACGACGAUUCAAAAUCAAACUUGGGCGAAGCGGAAAUCGUCAUGCAAACGAUCGAAAAGUUUCUCUCGGAUGCGUAUAAAAUACUCCCAAAUGAAAUCGGUGUUAUCACGCCGUAUUCGGGUCAGGUGAGUUUGUUGAGAGAAAUGCGCGCUGCACGCGCGGAAGAGAACGCACUGUUCAAGGAUAUCGAAAUAUCCACCGUCGACGGCUUUCAAGGACGCGAAAAGGAGGCGAUUAUUAUAUCCACCGUGCGUUCGAAUGAAAAUAACGAAGUUGGGUUUCUGAGCGAUGCGAGACGUAUGAACGUCGCCGUAACGAGAGCGCGCAAACACGUGACGUUGAUAUGCAAUUGUGAAACAGUGAGUAAAGAUACUUUUUUAGCACAUUUAGUUCAAUAUUUUGAAGAGAACGGAGAGCUUGUGUCGAGCGCACAGCUUCGUCUUUGA